Molecule: messenger RNA, 620 nt
Organism: Drosophila sechellia
Lineage: Eukaryota; Metazoa; Arthropoda; Insecta; Diptera; Drosophilidae
Exons: 2
Coding region: 89-358 (89 amino acids)
Source: RefSeq, a predicted model, not a curated record
UUCAGUUCUCAUUCGUCGUUCAACGUAAAAUGUUCUGCGAGGCGUUUUAACUCUGGCCUUUAUUUCUGACGAUUUUUCUAUUCCGGUCAUGGCUUUUCUUUUUAAACUACUUACCCUCUUGGCAGUGGCCGCCAUUUUUAUCCAAAUGACACUUGCACUGGAGUUUAUGGAUGAAGACUUCCUGGCCAACGAUGAUGGUCAUCACUUGGACGAAGAGUCCGCUGAAGUACCUGGAAUUUUGACUGGUUAUACCAGAGAUACGAUCGCUCACUUUAAUCCUCGCAAAGUAGAUGGGGGAUUUCGACAAUUGUGGGAACGUGUUCCUCUCCAAAAAGUCGAUGAUAUUAAGCGAAGAUAGGAACACUUACUCAUUCCUUAUACUCGAUACUCCAAAUGAUGAUUACGUACAAUUUAAAAAAUACCAUUUUCAUCAACUUUUUUUUGAAUAUGCUAUUUAUGAUAUUAUUUUAAAUGAAAAUCUUAAGAAAACAAUGUUUAAUGUUUUCUUAAGCUUUUCAUUUAAAAUAAUAUCAUAACUAACUAAUAUUUAUUAUAUACAUUUUAAUCGUACUAGGUGGUUGGAAUGCUUGAAGCCUAUAUUAAAAGAACUUUAAUCCAAA